CUAAAGCCAUAUCACAUACAAAAUGUUACUUAUUUUAAUAAUUUAUAUACUGUACCUUUAAGCAGUGCACGAGAGGGAUACAUUGUACAGUACAUAGUUAAAUUGGUUAAAAGUAACCAUAAAUGUUAGCCAUAAUUGUUCAUAUACAUAGGGACUGUGGCAUCUAUAGUGGUGGGUUUUGUCAUCCUUUAUCCUGGCUCCUUCCUGUAUGUUUUUAUACCAAGAUUGCUCGGUGCACUUCUGUGUCACUUGCUCACUGUCAUAAUGAAGGCAACAAUUUUAAAAGUACACAUAACUGGAAAUCUACCAAUGUAGCUUAGGGCACAAUGUAAUUUUUUAAAGUAUUUUUAUUGAAAGUUUUCUAUAUAAAACUAAUUAAAUUACAAAAAUGGUAAGAAAUCAAGAAAUGAGAAGAGAGAGAAAGGAGGGGGGGAAUAACUAUAAGGGCCCUUUAUCACAUUUAUAUCAUCAUUUAUCCACACAAAGAAAGGUAGACCCUCCAAGCUCCCACCUGGGAGCCUACUUCUUCCAGUCUCCCACCCUGGGAGAACCUUUCUACCCUGCCUUUCCUGCCGGAACCAUCUUCCUCCAGCUAUUCCCUUUCUCUGUGUGUGCUUAGAACACAAUGUACAAACGGGUGUUCCAACUCAAUAAUUCCAUUUUGGAAUUGAAAAUCUGAAGACGUGGCAGUAACUGGGAAAAUACUGUAAUUUAGAAACACAUUUUUUAUUGAAUAUCUGUACUAAGAGAACUUAAAAGUUUGUAGCCAACAUUUUUUUUAGCAUUAGUUGAUCACAUAAAACUUACUGAUGUCCUGUUUCUUGUAAUGUCAUUAUUAGCCACUAGAUUAUACAGAGGCAUGUUUCACAUCUUCUAUUUUCUCCCUCUUUCCAUGAAGAUCUGAGAUCAGUCAGAAGGAUAGCUCUUCUUGCAAUAGUUUGCUGUACAGAAUUUGAUGCUUUCUCCUCCUGUUUAAGAAGUUACAUUUUCGUUUUCCUAUCAUUUUCAUUUUGUGUAAGUUAGGUGGAUUGCAAAGAUUCCCAAAAACAUGGGUUAGGGUCUACUGGUACCGGGACGUCUUUCUGAUAAGUAUUUCUUAUAUACAGUACUAGGGUGAAUGCAAGGACAAAGAUGAGAGAGUCAACAUGACUUACAAAUUCUUGCACUGAGCGCUUAGGAAGAAAAUAAGGACUUCCCUUGUACACUAGUAAGAAAUUACCUAUAGCUGGUGCACAGUUCAUAAUCAUAUUCAUCCACAAAUGAGAGUCUUUACAGCUACUGCCAUACUGUAUUCUGAGUUCUAUUUCCACCACCGGAACACCCUGUUGAGAUUCUCGAGGUCCAUAAAAGACCGUCUUCUUUCUUAAGCAGUGACGUUGGAGCAGAGAUUCCCUAUUUAAUCUAUGGGGCAACUACAUCCUUGGUGUCACACUGCACAAAAGGCUUUCUUAAAGUCUCAAGUCCUACUCCACUGUUGGCCCGGCAGGAUUAGCCUAUAAGCUGCUCACAAUAUCUUUGGGAAUUGUUUUUGGUGAGGAUCGAGACAGUUUCUCCCAUGCUUUUGAACACUUCCAGCUGUGAAAAGUUAGGGGAUGGGUAUAACUUGUCAUCCAAGCUUCCUCAAACAUAAAUGUUAGUUCUCUUAAAAGGUGACCUUAAUUCCACCCAAAAAAACACGUAAACCAGAGGGAUGUCAUUAAAGGUGAGUGGCAGGACAGGAUAAGCAGCAACAUGGUCUUACUGGCUUGGCGUAAUCUAUAAAAAUAGCAAUGUCUCUGAUCCAGUUUUGAAUGCAGAGAGUCUCGGCUUUUCUCCCAAAAAGAACCUAGGUCUGGGACAUCCUUGAAAUAAAUUGGUUUUCAACUGCAGUGUGUUGUAACAUAUCAUGUGAAAGCACAAAUCCACUAACUAGUAAAAGGAGGGAUUAUUUCCAUUGCUCAUCUGCUGGCAGAGAUUUCUCCAAAUUGGAUCACGCUGAUUAGUAUUAGAAUGACGCAUUGUAGAUCCAGCUUUAAUCAUUUGAAACCUUGAAGCUGUUUCUCCUUUGCAUGGAAGGGACCACUAGAAAUAGUUGCAUGUGCUAUUUGCCAAUAAUCCUUUUUAUUUAUUUAUUGUGAAAUUUGUUGAUUCUUGCCCCUUGGAAAACCUGCCCACAUUUCUCCUCCUUCAGGCUCGGCAAGAUGGAGGGGCCACACCAUGGCUCAGUUAGAGCUACGCCAUUUGGAAUCUUCAAGGCCUGAAUGGGUGGCAGAUCUCCCUGAAGUUGUUCUCUUUCCAAAACAGGAUUAAUUUUUGUGAAGUUUUGUGGCGAGCCUAACACUGCAAAGAUGGCUGUGAUGAAAGUCAAGUUCAACCAGAAGAAAAGAGUAAAACUAGCACAAGGACUAUGGCUCAUGAACUGGUUCUCCUUGUUUGCUGGGAUCGUUGUUUUCUCUAUGGGAUUGUUCCUGAAAAUUGAGCUCAGGAAACGAAGUGAAGUGAUGGACAACUCUGAAAGCCACUUUGUGCCGAAUUCCUUGAUAUUGGUGGGUCUCCUAGCCUGUGUGUUCAACGGUCUUGCAGGCAAGAUCUGUUACGAUUCUCUGGAUCCUGCUAAGUUUGCAAAGUGGAAGCCUAUCUUGAAAGUGUACCUAGUGUUGUGUGUGUUCUUUAACGUCUUCAUUCUCUUCGUGGUUCUCAUUUGCUUUCUGAUGAGGGGUUCUCUGGAUAGUACAUUAGAACAUGGUCUAAAAAAUGGCAUGAAGUUCUAUCGAGAUACAGAUACACCAGGAAGGUGCUUCAUGAAGAAGACAAUCGACAUGCUCCAGAUUGAGUUCAAAUGUUGUGGAAACAAUGGUUUUAGAGACUGGUUUGAGAUUCAGUGGAUCAGCAACAGAUACUUGGAUUUUGGCUCUAAGGAAGUGAAAGAUCGCAUUAAAAGCAACGUGGACGGCAGAUACUUGGUGGAUGGCGUCCCCUUCAGCUGCUGCAACCCGAGUUCGCCACGACCUUGCAUCCAGUACCAGGUCUCUAACAACUCGGCUCACUACAGCUAUGACUUUCAAACGGAAGAGCUCAAUCUAUGGAACCGCGGCUGCAGGGAGGCUCUGCUUAAAUACUACAGCAACAUGAUGAGCUCCAUGGGAGUCAUUGUCCUCUUUGUCUGGCUCUUUGAGAUCUUGGUGAUGAUAGGGUUGCGGCUGUUGCAUACUUCCCUGGAGAGCAUUGCCAACCCAGAAGACCCAGAAUGUGAGAGCGAAGGCUGGGUGCUGGAGAAGAGCCUGAAAGACACUUUCAAAUCCACCCUGGAAAAUUUGAAAAAUAUUGGUAAGUCGAACCAAGUGGAUGCAGGCGCAGAAGGAGCAGAAGGCGACGGCGCGAAGACCCAGGCUGUCUCAACCGUCAGUUGAGUUUCUUGGCCGAAAAGACUGUUACCAAAGACUGAGAUUUGUGAAUAUUCGGUUUUUAAAGAGGUACAAUCUGUCGCAGCUAUAUAUAUAUAUAUGUAUGCACAAAACACACACUUUUUACAUACAGAGAGAACAGUAUAAGGCACUUUGGGAUAAUGCAAGCAUCCUUACAGUAGACAGCCAAAACCACUUCUAUGGGAAAUGCUAUAACGUGAAGUUUAAAGCAGAUACUUUCUAGGGUAAAUUCUAUUUUUGAUGCAAGUGAUAUUUCAUAAGAAAUUCGGUGCGAAUAAGUGGUCGACACUAUCUUGUGUUUCGCGUCCCAUCACCGGAAACCAAAUGGGGAAGUUUAAAGCUAAUUAUUUUUGUACUUAAGUUUACAAAUACAUUUGUAAAUAAAUAA
This is a messenger RNA of Zootoca vivipara (common lizard), 3792 nucleotides long. It is a transcript of the gene PRPH2, whose product is annotated as peripherin 2. NCBI's taxonomy places the organism in Eukaryota, Metazoa, Chordata, Lepidosauria, Squamata, Lacertidae. Gene Ontology annotation, cellular component: plasma membrane. Gene Ontology annotation, biological process: visual perception. The record is from RefSeq and is a predicted model, not a curated record.